CCAGCCUUCACGGAAGUCAGCACUGUGCGCUGGUGAUGGUGAUGGUGGCGGCCUCGUCAGCCUAGCAGCUAGCAGCAGGAAGAGGAUGUUUGCGUCCAGUGAAAUAACAAUAUCACCUGAUUAUAAGCGCUUAUAACAGAGCAAACAAGACAUCGAGUCUUUCCACUGAGUCUUCUGGGGACUUAAACCUCUCACCCCCCUCACCUGGACCCGGACCCGGACCCGGUCUCUGUGAGUCUGGAUCUAUAAAAGAUGUCCCUGUUCCAGUCGGCACUGGAUUUCCUAGCCGGGCCCGGCUCGUCCGGAGGCGCCGGCCGGGACCAGAAUGACUUCGUCGGACAAGUCGUUGAGCUCGGUGACAUGAAGCUGCGGAUCAAGAGGGUGAUUGCGGAAGGUGGAUUUGCCUUUGUGUAUGAAGCCCAGGAUAUGAGUAGUGGUAAAGACUAUGCCCUAAAGAGGCUGCUGUCCAACGAGGAAGAGAAGAACAAGGAAAUCAUACAGGAAGUGUGCUUCAUGAAAAAGCUGUCGGGUCAUCCCAACAUGGUUCAGUUCUGCUCUGCUGCCUCCAUCAGUAAGGAGGAGUCGGACACCGGACAGGCCGAGUUCCUGAUCCUCACAGAGUUGUGUAAAGGUCAGCUGGUGGACUUUAUAAAGCGGGUGGAGCAGAGGGCUCUCCUGUCAUGUGACACUGUGCUGAAAAUCUUCUACCAGUCGUGCCGCGCCGUGCAGCACAUGCACAAACAGAAGCCUCCGAUCACACACAGAGACCUCAAGAUUGAGAACCUCUUGAUUAGUAACCAGGGCACCAUCAAGCUCUGUGACUUUGGCAGCGCCACCACAGUGUCACAUUACCCCGACUACAGCUGGUCGGCUCAGAAGAGGUCCAUGGUGGAGGACGAGAUCACAAGAAACACCACUCCAGCGUACCGAACGCCAGAGAUGAUCGAUCUCUACUCCAACUUCCCCAUCAAUGAGAAACAGGACAUCUGGGCUCUGGGAUGCAUCCUCUACCUGUUGUGUUUUAAGCAGCACCCAUUUGAGGAGGGAGCAAAGCUGCAAAUCGUCAACGGGAAAUACUCCAUUCCUCAGAACGACGUCAAGUACACUGUGUAUCACAACCUCAUACGUUCCAUGCUGAAGGUGAACCCAGAGGAGCGUCUGUCUAUUACAGAGCUGGUCAACCAGCUCCAGGAGAUAGCAGCAGCACGCAACGUCAACCCCAAGUCUCCCAUUACAGAGCUGCUGGAGCAGAACGGAGGUUUUGGCAACAACGGAGCCCAGCCACCCAUGCAGAUCCAAAACGUCCAAAACAAUGCAGGAAUAUACGAUCCUGACCAGUCAGGCAGCGGCAUCUUGGAUAUCUUGAGGGGAGGAACAGAGCGCUUCCUCACCAACAUAAAGGACACUUCCUCUAAGGUCAUCCAGUCAGUAGCCAGCAACCCAAGCUACGCCAAAGGGGACCUAGAUAUUUCAUACAUCACCUCCAGAAUAGCAGUCAUGUCCUUCCCAGCAGAGGGGGUGGAGUCAGCGAUAAAGAACAACAUUGAGGACGUCCGUCUGUUCCUGGAUUCACGUCAUGCUGGCCACUACGCCGUCUACAACCUCUCCAAACGAUCAUACAGGCCUUCUCGGUUCCACAACAGGGUUUCAGAGUGUAACUGGCAGGUUCGCCGUGCCCCCAACCUCCGCAGUCUCUAUAGUGUGUGUAAGAACAUGCAUCUAUGGCUCAAACAAGACCAGAGGAACAUCUGUAUAGUACACUGUCUGGACGGCAGGGCAGCAUCAGCGGUGGCAGUUUGCUCCUUCCUGUGUUUCUGUCGCCUUUUCACCACAGCUGAGGCUGCUGUCUACAUGUUCUCAAUGAAACGCUGCCCGCCAGGCAUAGCACCCUCACACAAGAGGUAUAUGGAGUAUAUGUGCGACAUGAUGGCAGAGGAGCCCAUCGUCCCCCACAGCAAGCCCAUAGUAAUUCACUCCAUCAUCAUGACACCCGUGCCGCUGUUCAACAAGCAGCGUAACGGGUGCCGGCCGUUCUGCGAAGUCUAUGUUGGAGACGAGAGAGUCCUCACCACAUCACAGGAGUACGACAAGAUGAAGGAUUUUAAGAUGGAGGAUGGGAGAGCAGAGAUUCCCCUCAAUGUGACAGUCCAAGGAGAUGUACUGGUGGUGAUCUACCAUGCUAGAUCUACACUGGGAGGACGUCUACAGGCCAAGAUGGCAUCCAUGAAGAUGUUUCAGAUCCAGUUCCACACAGGCUUUGUCCCCAGAAAUGCGACCACUGUCAAGUUUAACAAGUAUGACUUGGAUGCCUGUGACAUCCAGGAGAAGUACCCUGACUUGUUCCAGGUCAACUUAGACAUCGAGGUGGAACCCAGAGACAGACCCAGCACCAAGACCCCUCCUUGGGAGGGCUUUCAAACCAAGGGCCUCAACCCCAAAAUCCUUUUCUCCUCUCGUGAUGAGCAGCAGGAGAUCCUCAGCAAAUUUGGUAAACCCGAGCUGCCUCGUCAGCCAGGUUCCUCAGCGUUUUAUGACUCCGAGUCGCCCCAGCCGGCUCAGACCCCGGAAGGCCCCAAUGCAACAGAACAAGAAUCUCCUGUGAGCACCGACAGCAACGCCAACAACUUCUUCCAGACACUGGAUUGGGAAGAUGUGGGUGGCCAUCAGGAUGCCUCGGACAGUCAGGGAGGGGGAUCCAUAAAUGACCAGGAGGACCUGAGUGAUCAGUCAGAAGGGGAGUCCUACUCUUAUUCUGCUCCCGGUGGGGAGCCGCUGUCACGUGACCCCAGCGAACCGCUGUUCGAUGCUGACUUCCAGAGCUCCACACCUGCAGCCGAGGAAUCUCCUGUCGGUGACACAGCCGACCUCUUGGGGUUGAACUCCGACCCUUCGAUGUCCUCCGCUCCUCACCAAGGAGUCCAGGGAGGACUGAAAGCUGCGUCCAGCAACAGCGACCUCCUUAACGACCUGUUUGCACCUCCUGCUGGUCAGACUGGAGCAGUGCAGGAAGACUUGUUCUUCAGUGGGCCAGUCAGUGGGGCCACAACGGACUCAAAAUCCACGGGCGACCUGUUCGAUCCGUUUGGGAUGGGGUCUGGCUCUGGUGUUGGCUCUACUGUGGGUUCGUCUCGGCAGGCCUCUGGACCGGACCUGUUUGGAGAUUUGUUGAGUUCUGAAAGUUCAGCUCCCAGUAACCCCACUCCUGCUUCAAACACAAGCCUCUUCAACCUCAAUAAGCUAGUGAAUGAUGCCCCUAAGAUGACAUCAUCAGCCAGCCAACCAGACCUGCUGGGCGGAUGGGACAGCUGGACAGCUGGCACCACCGCUAGCAUGAGCGCCACCGUCAGCAAACCCAGCAAAAGCAGCACAGCUUCUGGUGCGACAUCCAUGUCGAAGGCCAAGUCUCAGACCUUUGAUCCGUUUGCCGACCUCGGAAACCUGGGAUCCAAUUUAGCAGGUUCCUCCAGCAGUAAGGGGCCUUCUUUUAGCGCAAAGGCUUCUUCCUCCUCCUCUUCCUCCUCUGCUAAGCCUCAAGCCCAGCCAUGGCAGUCUGGGAGACCCGCCUCAGCCCAGAGCAAACCUUGGAUGUCCGGAUCAGGACCUGGGUCCGUACCCAAAACACCCUCUGCAGGCACACAGUCCACCAAACCCAACUACAACCUCAACUUCACUAGUGUCAUCGGAGGGAGAGAGGAAAGAGGAGCCCGUGGGCCUGGAUUCGGGCCCAAGCCGAAAGUAAAGCAGGAUGAUUUUGAGGACCUGCUGUCAACUCAGGGUUUUGCCUCCAGACCUGAUAGGAGGGGACCAAGGACCAUUGCUGAAAUGAGGAGACAGGAGAUCACAAAAGACAUUGAUCCACUUAAAUUACAGAUCUUGGACUGGAUUGAGGGGAAGGAGCGAAACAUCCGAGCGCUGCUGUCAACUCUAAACACUGUGCUGUGGGAGGGUGAGACCCGCUGGAGGCCGGUGGGCAUGGCUGACUUGGUGACACCUGACCAGGUGAAGAAGUACUACAGGAAGGCUGUGCUGAUUGUCCAUCCAGAUAAGGCAACAGGCCAGCCGUAUGAAGAUUACGCUAGGAUGAUCUUCAUGGAGUUGAACGACGCCUGGUCAGAGUUCGAGAACCAGGGAUCCAAAGCACUCUUCUAAAACCCUGGUCUGGAUCCCAGCUAGACCAGACCAGACCAGACUGGACUGGAUUCGGCCUAACCAACACAAGGGUUAGACUGGGCCAGAUUGGACAGGACUGAGCCCACAUUGGGCCUUAGGGGGCGCGGAGCCUCUGAGAGGUGUCCUCUCUACCAUUCCCUUCACUCCCUUCUUCCUUCUUUACUUUCUUCUGUUUUUACGGUCAAAGGAAAAAAAAGACCUUUUGCCUGUUAGGGAGAACUUCCUCACUGGUUCGGUAAAAUAAACAUUGUGAUGGUUCCUUAAACUCACUGCCUACCUGUACGACUGCCUGAGUGGUGCUGCAAACAUCUGGAGGGAAGAAUGGGUGACAAUCACAUGGAGAAGACGAGAUGGAAAAGAAGUCAGAUGAUACAAGCUGAUUAUCGUGACGGUGGUAGUCAGAUAAAAAAAAAUUGUAAUGACCCCACACUAAUGAAAUGCUGGUUGUAGCUGGUAAGUUUGUCAUUUGUGCAAACAGCCAGUCAUUUUGCUGACUGGUGAAAAAAAACAAAAAACAUGGCUGUACAUUUUUUCAGCAUGCCAGCCUACAUGGAAGUGUUGUUUUUAAGCUUUGUUGCCUCAAAAAAAUAGCGAAUGUUGCUGAUGAAUCUUGGAAAAAGCAACCAAUGGACAAAAAAAAAAACUUCUAUCCUGCCUCUAAUGCAGAAGCAGGAUUCAAAUCUCCCCAGGAAACAAGAUAGAUCCGUUGAUAAUUCCCAUUAAUACUUUGAAGUGCUACUGCUGCAUCCUUUGUGGGGGUCAACAGUUGGUCGGGUUUGUUGUUGAGCCAUUUCCUCUCCAGAAAGAAAGACUAUUGCCUGCUGAACACUACGAGUGCUGCUUCUACCAUUACAGUUCCUGCUACACACACACACACACACACACACACACACACACACACACACACACACUCCUCAGAUUGAUGUUAAAACCUGCAUCCUGAUCUUCUGACAAAGGAGCUGAACUUGUUUUGGAGCCCCAUAUAAUCCUGAGCGGGCAGUCUGUUGUUUUUGAAGUGCUCUUUUAAUUCCACCCACUCAGGCUAUACUGUGUAGCUAACUGCAUGCUCUCUCACACCAAACCUCUACACAACAGGAGGGUGGGUGUGUUUGAUUUCAAACCAGGGUAGUCCAAACGGGCGAGGGGGCUCUUUUUAUUGAAGUGCUCUUUUUCUUGUAGCAGAAACAGAGAAGAGCCUGAGCGGCAGGACGACAUGCCUUCAGCGCUCACGCUGCUCGUUGCUUCUGAGCAUCUCCGUCAUCACCGUCGUUAUUAACCCCGUCUCUUUGUCUCUGUAAGACCCCACCCACCUCCAGCGCCGAAUUCAGUGGACAUUUGUUUGUCAGUGCAUAGGAGGAGAUCACAAAGUGAAGGGAUGAAAAGAGAAUAUGGUGAUUUAAUCUGGUUGCUUUUAGUUUGACUCUUUCUCGUAUUUUUGGGGUUCAUUCUGAGCUUUUGUCAGUAAAUCAUCACAUCAGUGUAAAUAUAAAAAUAUCAUCCAUCAAGUGGCUUUGUUAAGAUUACAGCCUGGGCGGUUGAUGCGUUAUUGAGCUUGACUGUGUGAACGAUUGUGUGUGUGUCAGUAUGCGUGUGUAGAAGAUAAUGAAACCUUGUUGGACAUCAUGCUUUCAUGUCUGCAAUCACAAUCUUUUCUUUCUUAAUUUAAUUUUGUUCAGCCUCUCCCACACUUCAAAACAAAUCUUUCCAACUUUUGCAUUUCCCCCCUUUUAUUUUACAUUUUACCUCAUGGACCAAUCAAAUCACCUGUUUUCUUAUUUAUUAUUAUGUUUUUUGGGGGGGAGGGUUGGGGGUUAUAAUGACAUGUAUUCAUGCAUAUUGAUGGCACAAGUGAACAUUUUUCAGAUAAUAUAUAAGUGGAAUGUGCUGAGAGCAAGUGGGACCGUUGUUGGUUGAUCACAGUGAGCCUCUUUGUUGCUGUUUUCAUUCCAAAGCAUCUCUUAUUAAUACGAAUGUGCUUUUACAAAUAUAUAUCCUCUCUGUUGUUAAGAUGUAUGUGUUUAUCAUUUGUCCCCUUCAGUCUGUCUUUUUGUUGCGUUACCUUUUUUGUUUUUUGUUUUCCUCUCGCUUCUGUUUUGCAUUUUGUUAAAAUUCCAACACGAGGGGCCAGUAAACCUAAGUAAGAAAAAAAAUACAACUGAUGCUUGAGAUUCAGUUGAAAUUCUCUUUGACAGUACCAUCAUAGUAUAAAGAGGGAGGAUUGCAAAACCACACAUCGGCAGUGUUUACUGUACCAAAUUACAUCAUACUAAUAUGAAUGUAUGUUUCAAUGCAAAAACAAAUAAUUAAAAAACCUUUUGAUUUGAGGCAAAUA
Sebastes umbrosus (honeycomb rockfish) is the source of this 6502-nucleotide messenger RNA. It is a transcript of the gene gak, whose product is annotated as cyclin G associated kinase. Bases 253 to 4149 code for a protein of 1298 amino acids. Gene Ontology annotation, molecular function: ATP binding; AP-2 adaptor complex binding; protein serine/threonine kinase activity. The transcript is spliced from 30 exons. Gene Ontology annotation, biological process: protein phosphorylation; regulation of clathrin-dependent endocytosis; positive regulation of Notch signaling pathway. Gene Ontology annotation, cellular component: cytoplasm. Lineage: Eukaryota; Metazoa; Chordata; Actinopteri; Perciformes; Sebastidae. The record is from RefSeq and is a predicted model, not a curated record.